GAGAACUCCUUCCGCAAAUACGAUGUCGUCUCUCUGUCGCCUUCUCCAGCGCAACUUCUCUACCUCCGCCGCCGCCGCCGCCGCCGCCGCACCCACCAGCAUCCGGUCGUUGUCGAAGAAGCUUUACAGGGAGAGGGACUACAAACUCCUCGUCCAGAAGUUCAAGAAAGCCUCCGAAGUCGACCGUUUCCGGAACAAAGAUGGCGUUUACGAACUCAUUGUUCGUCGCCUUGCCUCCGCCAAGCAGUUCGAUUUGGUCCAAGAGAUCCUGGAAGAUCAAAAGAAGUACAAAAACAUUUCCAGAGAAGGCUUCUCGGCUCGGCUGAUAAGACUGUAUGGUAUAUCGGGCAUGUCCGAAAAUGCGCACGAGCUGUUCGAUGGAUUGCCCGAGAGAAAUUGUACCCGAACGGUGCUAUCUUUCAACGCCCUCUUGUCUGCUUAUUUACAUUCUAAAAAAUUUGACAUGAUAGAUCGCCUUUUCAAGGAGCUGCCCCCAAAGCUGUCCUUUGAACCGGAUAUGGUGUCUUAUAAUACUGUUAUUAAGGCAUUUUGUGAAAUGGGUUCUUUUGAUACCGCCCUUGCUAUGCUCGACGAGAUGAAGAAGAAGGGCUUAAACCCGGAUUUGAUAACUUUCAAUACGUUGCUGGAUGAGUUAUAUGUGAAUGGUCGUUUUUCAGAUGGUGACAAAAUAUGGAGCGAAAUGCUGAAAAACAACGUUGUUCCUGAUAUCAGGAGCUACAAUGCUAAGUUAGAGGGAUUGGUUGGGCAGAAGAACAUGAACGGAGCCCUUGAAUUGAUUGAGAAGAUGAGAAAUGAGGGUGUCAAACCUGAUGUCUAUAGCGUUAAUGCUUUGAUUAAAGGUUUUGUCGCUGAGAAAAAUUUGGAUGAAGCUCAGAAGUGGUACCGUGAAAUAGCAAACACCGAUUACAAACCGAAUAACACAACGUUUAAACUGCUGAUUCCCUUUCUAUGUGAGAAUGGUGGUCUGGAUUCUGCAUACAAGGUAUGCAAGGAUAUUUUCAAGAGUGGGAACUAUGUUGAAGCAUCAAUUCCUCAGCUUGUGGUGGAUAAACUGGCGGAAAAGAAAAGGAUUUUAGAAGCAAAGAAGAUAGUGAAACUCGGGAAUCGUUUUAAACUAAGUUUGCCGGAAGAGAAGUAGGCUAGUGCAUUUUCUCUCGUGUUCUGUUCUAUUAUUCUUGUUAUUCUGAUCCUUAAUUUUGUUGGUUCAUUCUGAGCUCGUAAUUGAAAGCUUGAAUUUGGUUCAUCUUUCCCUCGUGCGUGACUCUCUCUCUCUCUCUCUCUCAGAGUAACUAGUCAUUUACAUAUAUAUGAGUUCUUUGAUCUCCU
Molecule: messenger RNA, 1347 nt
Organism: Neltuma alba
Lineage: Eukaryota; Viridiplantae; Streptophyta; Magnoliopsida; Fabales; Fabaceae
Product: pentatricopeptide repeat-containing protein At3g13160, mitochondrial-like
Exons: 1
Coding region: 23-1159 (378 amino acids)
Biological process (GO): mitochondria-nucleus signaling pathway; chloroplast-nucleus signaling pathway
Cellular component (GO): chloroplast
Molecular function (GO): protein binding
Source: RefSeq, a predicted model, not a curated record